UCGCAGGAAAUGGAGCAUGAGUCGCAUACGGUGGAAACACAUUACGUUAAACACACGGUGACUGAACGGCGAAUUUCGUUUGAGCGGCAAACAUCUAUGGCUGAACAGGUUGAGGAGUUCACGGUUGAACAUGUGGUCGCUCCGUUCGGCACAAGCACAGAGCGUACUCAGCGUAGUGAAGAAAUUACCGGAAAAACACAUUCCGGCAGCCACUAAGACACCACCGCCCUCUCCACCCGAAGCACCAUCCGAGCAUGCACCGGCGACACCGGCCGGGUCAUUAGAUCUAGAAGAACCGGAAGUGCAUGAAAAAUUAGAAUUAUCUGCGACACAAUUACGCCGGUUUUCCGAAGUGGCCGAGACGCAGCAGCGUGCUGAGUUGGAAGGAGUCAAACGCGGUUCCAUUCGGGACGCGGUAAAAUUUUUCGAGGAAGAAGCCAGAAAAUCUCGAGAGACAGUGUCACCACCGUUAGAGCUUCACCGCAGACCCAGUUUACGCCGCACACCGUCGGAUGCGUCGUCGACAUCAAGUGCACGGGAUAAAACCAGUCCGACCGAGCUUGAGCGAAAACGCAGUUUCAGGCGACAACCUUCAGAUGCCUCGACCAGCUCCAAGGAGCGCGUAACUCCGGCGUCGCCACCUGCCCCUGCCCGGCAGAUAUCCGUGUCCGGAAUUGAUUCGGAAGAGGAAAUGAAAGAGGUUACCUCGAUUACCGAAGACCUGCCGUCAUUGGACACCGAGACGUCCAUCUUAGAACAACAACAACGUGAAAAGGGCAUUACAACGGGUUCAAUAUCGCCGGUCUUGAUGGCUGAACACCGUGAGCCUUCGUUCGAGACCGAGACUUUUGUGCGAUCCAUGGAAACCAAAACGCCGGAAACGCCCCACUCGAGUCCCGCAGAAUCCACAGACUCCCGGGCCGGCUCACCCGAGAGCCCUAAAGAAGGUCACGUGCGUGAUGUGAUUCAGCGCAUGGAAUCGCUGAUUGCCUCGACGACGGCCCAGAAAGAAAAACGUGCCGCGGCGAAAUCUCGCAAGGUGAAAACCGUCAAAACCGUUGUCGAGGUAACGGCGCCAGCGGCUGCCGUCCUGACGACGGUUGGACACUUGCACGGUACGGUGUCGGCCAGCUCAUCAGAGGAGCCCAUUGUCCAUGUAAAACGCGAAACACCAGAAGGACCGGAAGACGUGGCGAAGACCAUGAAAAUCAUAACGGUCACGGAAACUUCCGAAUCGGAUUCGGGUCACAUCGAAUCGGAUAUAUCCCGUGAUUUCGAUGAAGUGGCUGCGGCUGUGAGAGAAGAACGAGCGGAAAGAGAUCUGCAGCACCGGCUCCUUUCAUCUUCGUUCUCCAGCGAGACAGUUACGCUGACAUCAUCGCCGCAGGAAUCCGAACAAGAGUCCAGCCAUCGCGAUACGCUACCGCAUACUCCAUCGACCGAGCAGCUGCAUUCGCCUACCCGAGCGACCAGCUUCAUGACGCAACCGGUGCGCGAGCUUCCUGUAGUUGAAGGUCACGAUGAGCCAAAACGCCACGUCGAAUUAGUUACAGCGGAAGAGGAAGAAGCUUUACCGGUUACUAGACGAGUCAAUGUCGAAGAUGUGCCAGUUUCUGUUAUCACAACAGAAACGGUGGUCCGAGAGGAGACUUUAAUUACUAAGCGCCCAUUGGAUACUGAGAAAGCCAGACUAUCACCGACUGAAGAACAUGCGCAUGAAACCGAAACGCGCGUGCGCGAAGAAUUACCGGAGUCAGAAGUCACUGGUGUGCCGGUUCAUGAACACCCGGCAUAUAGAGCGGAAUCACCGGAAGUCGUGCCACAGACAACGGAGACAUACGUUCACGAAGCCGAUGACAGAUCGGACUUGCAUGCAGUGGAACGGGAAUUUCCACAUGUACACCGCAUCGAAGAAACUGUCAUCGAAAGUCAUAAUGCAACGGAAACCGUCAUCGAGACACAUCGCGUCGAGACCACCGUCUGGUCGGAGUCAUCUACGAGUGAAACAAUUGCCGAGGCACAAUCUUCACAUGAAACAACCCGAGAAACAAGUUUUGCGUCGCAACCAAUACGCGAACCGCCUGAGAUGGAAGAUCUUCCUGGAUCAAAACACGCACGGAAAACUGAGUCACCAUCGUCACCGGUCGAACGUAUUUCAUCUCCCACUACCGCAACGUAUGUUAUCGAAGAUCAGCGACGACCAGGUGAAAUUGUCCGCACUGAAUCGCCCGUGUCGGAAGCAAUCUCUGAGACUGAAACCCAAGUGCGACUGGAAAGCCCUGUGCAUGAGCGAGCAACGCCGACAGAAACAAUUUUACACGGGGAAAUAACUUCCGGUGCACCAUCGUCUCCAGCCGAGUCACGAACGAGCAGCGAAGUUACGUUACAUUCGCCAACUAAGGCAACAAGUUUCAUGACCCAGCCCAUACGUGAACCUCCAGAAGCAGAAGGUCACGGCGCACCUCAACACCAUGUCGGGAUGGUAACGACGGAAGAAGAAGAAACUUUACCGAUAAUCAGGCGAGUGGAUGUCGGAGAUGUGGCGGUUCAUGUAACUACAACGGAAACAGUGGUUCGCGAAGAGACUCAUAUAACUAAACACCCAUCGGAUAGCGAAACUCCGAACAUGUCUCCCACUGCCGAAUAUGCGCAGGAAACGGAGACGCACGUCCAGGACGAUCUUCCGGUGAUUCGGCGCGAAUCACCGGACACAAGUAAGGAACAAACGACGCCUCGAGCGAAGUCACCGGAAGCAGUGCCAGAAAUGACUGAGACCUAUGUUCAUGAUGUCGAUUCUGGGUCGAGCGGGGAACCGGCUUUGCCGUAUGUCCAUCGAGUGGAAGAAACUGUAACCGAGAGCCACGAAGCAAACGCAACAGUAAUCCGAACGCACCGCGUCGAAACCACCACCUGGUCGGAAUCAUCUACGAGUGCAACAACAAUGGAUACGCAAUCUCCACUUGACGAAACCCGUGCAACUAGUUUUAAGACGCAACCAUUACGGGAACCGCCUGAGCCGGAAGGUCAUGCUGAAUCACAACGGGAGACAGCGUCACCAGUGUCAGGCGCGUGACAUUGCCCAUCACGGAGACAUACGUCACCGAAGACGAAUCGCGAUUAAGCGAGAGCGGCCGAACUGAAUCACCUGCGGGUGAACAUGACCACUAUGCUGAAACCGAAAUGCGCGAUGA
Molecule: messenger RNA, 3191 nt
Organism: Paramacrobiotus metropolitanus
Lineage: Eukaryota; Metazoa; Tardigrada; Eutardigrada; Parachela; Macrobiotidae
Product: mucin-3A-like
Exons: 1
Coding region: 131-3073 (980 amino acids)
Source: RefSeq, a predicted model, not a curated record